Molecule: messenger RNA, 1544 nt
Organism: Magnolia sinica
Lineage: Eukaryota; Viridiplantae; Streptophyta; Magnoliopsida; Magnoliales; Magnoliaceae
Product: protein NDL1-like
Exons: 11
Coding region: 93-1139 (348 amino acids)
Source: RefSeq, a predicted model, not a curated record
CAGCGAAUGUCUGGAAGCUCAGAGAGAGAGAGAGAGAGAGAGAGGAGCGGGAACGAGCUAGGGUUUCCGAUUCCAGACAGUGAGCCGUUGCAAUGGGAGAUUCGAGCUCGAGCGGUUCCGUAUCGGUCGAUGUGGAGACGAUCUCUCUCGGAGGGAAGGAACAUCUUAUAUGGACUGGUCAUGGUUCUGUUUCUGUUGCUGUGUUUGGAGACCAGGACAAGCCAGCACUGGUGACGUAUCCCGAUUUAGCUCUAAAUCAUAUGUCAUGUUUCCAAGGAUUGUUCUUUUGCCCGGAAGCUGCUUCUCUGCUGCUUCAUAAUUUCUGCAUAUAUCAUAUCACUCCACCAGGGCAUGAGUUGGGUGCUGCUGCAAUUUCUUCAGAUAUUCCUAUUCCUUCUGUCGAUGAUUUAGCAGAUCAGGUUGCGGAUGUUCUUGAUUACUUCGGGCUUGGUGCAGUGAUGUUCUUGGGGGUCACGGCUGGGGCCUAUAUCCUUACACUUUUUGCUAUGAAGUACAGGGAACGUGUUCUUGGUUUGAUACUUGUUUCCCCUCUAUGUAAAGCACCCUCUUGGACGGAAUGGGUGUAUAAUAAGGUGAUGUCAAAUUUGUUGUACUUUUAUGGAAUGUGUGGUGUGCUGAAGGAAUGCUUGCUUCAGCGGUACUUCAGCAAGGAAGUGCGAGGUAGUGGACAGGUUCCCGAGUCAGACAUUGUGCAAGCAUGCCGAAGCUUGCUUGAUGAGAGACAGGGUGGAAAUGUUUGUCGGUUUCUUCAAGCAAUCAAUGGGAGAUGGGACAUAACUGAAGGAUUGAGGAAACUACAGCGACGGACACUAAUAUUUGUUGGAGAGGACUCUCCCUUUCAUUCUGAGGCCAUUCACAUGAUGUCAAAACUAGACAGAAGAUACAGUGCUUUGGUUGAGGUUCAGGCAUGUGGGUCAAUGGUUACGGAGGAGCAGCCCCAUGCGAUGCUGAUACCGUUGGAGUACUUCCUAAUGGGUUAUGGUCUCUACCGCCCAUCCCAGCUGAACAGCACCCCCCAGAGCCCGCUAAGCUCGUCUUGCUCCCCAGAGCUGCUUUCCCCGGAAAGCAUGGGGGUGAAGCUAAAGCCAAUAAAGACGCGGGCAUCUCUGCAGGUCUGAUGAGGGAAAGAAGGGCAGCAAGGGUGGCUGGGAAGGACGGCAUAUCUGUUGUAAUACUGGAGUUGUAUUUUUCGUGGAUUUUUUCUGCGGGGAGAUUGUUUGUGGUGGGGGUUGAUCUGUGGUUGUAGAUAAAAUAGUAGAAGACGACAGAAAGGAUUGGGGAAGGACAAUGAUACAAGAGAGAGAGAGAGAGAGGGGUAUUCUAUUCCAUUCAUUUUGUAGUAAUAAAAAAGAAGAAGAGUAGAGCAGUGCCUGUAAAUCCUCAUUUGUUUAUACCUGAUUAGUAAUAAUAAUCAAGAAGAGGAGAGUGGCGGUGACAUCAAUCAUUUGGGAGAUGGCCCCCUUUCCUUCUUUUCUUUUGAACGGUAAUAAUAUAAAAUGGAGACGUCUGUAUUUUUUUCUCUU